Arachis ipaensis is the source of this 3840-nucleotide messenger RNA. RefSeq names its product homeobox protein ATH1 (gene ATH1). Gene Ontology annotation, biological process: regulation of DNA-templated transcription. The record is from RefSeq and is a predicted model, not a curated record. NCBI's taxonomy places the organism in Eukaryota, Viridiplantae, Streptophyta, Magnoliopsida, Fabales, Fabaceae. Gene Ontology annotation, molecular function: DNA binding.
AUCUGUUCUCUCUUUGGUCUCUGUGUGUCUGGCUAUGAGCAAGAAAGUACAAAGCUACAUUAACCCUAUUUAAACACAAACACUCUCUCUCUUCUUUCUUUCUUUCUUUCCUUGUCCCUUUACUUGUUACAUUCUAAAGAGAAAGCUUGACAAUUUCUAACCCCUUUGAGAAAACAAAACAUAAUGACUUAAAAACCAUAAAAACAACAACUCCUUUCUUCACCUUUCUAGUCACGUUAGCUUCUUGUUUUUAAAUAGUUAAAAAACCAAACAACAAAAGAAGCCUCCCUUUUCCUUUUCCUCUCUUUUGAAAGUUUUCUUGUUAUUAUUUUCCCUUUCUCACUUUCUCUGCCUGCCAUGAACAGGAGUUUGAACAGAGAGAAUCCAGAUAUUUUGAUUGUGGUGAUGGUGGCAGUGAUGAAGCAGCAGAAGAUGAUAACAAGGGAUGGUAGAAAUAGAAAGAGAAUGAGGAAAUUACAAUGGGGCCCUUAAAGCCUGCAACUGAAAUGAGUGGCACACUGCACCAUAGUUCUCUCUUACCCUUUUUCUUUCCUUUUUUUUCUUUUAAAUUUUUAUAUAUUUUUUUUCUUUCUCUAUUUGUUUUUUACUCAUUUCUGUGGUUCUUCUUCUUUGCCUCUCUAUCUAUCUAUCUCUCACAAUUAAUGCUCUCUUGUUCUUCGGUCAUUUCCAAACACUGAAACACUCACUCACUCUCACAUAGGAGCAUUUUGCUUGUGCUUUAGGUACCUUAGCUCUUUUUUUUUAUAUUUUUUUUAUUUUGGGUUUAUAUAUUUAAUGUUUGUUUAUUCUCUUUAAUAAUAUUAUUAUUAUUAUUGUUUUACUUGGUCCUGUAAACAAGGAGUUUUUAUCUUUCUUGCUUUUGGUGUUCUUGAAUCUUGAGAAGGUUACUUACUGGUUAACCCUUUUUUUAAUAAAAACUCAUUCGUUUGAAUGAUGGAAGAUAAGACAGAAAAUGAGAUGUAUUUGAGGUUUUUUAUGUGUUCUAGGAGAUUAGAGAGGUCGUGUUUUUGUGUAUUAUAAUACAAUGAAUCUCUUGAUGGGAUCUGCAAAAAUGAGAAUAUAUGUUUUUUUUUGUUUUGGGGAUUAUAUUUGGAUUUUUAAAAAAUAGUGCUUUAUUUAUGUUCAUGCAGAAUGAAACAAUGCUACAUUGCUACCUUUUGAUGUUGGCUUUAUAUGCCAUUUUUUUAAAGCAAAUUUAAUAGUUGUUCUUUAGCAUUGUAAUGCUGCUUUUUGGUUAUGAAUAAUCUUUUUAAGUUUAAAAGAGUUCAUGAUGUUACAACCAUAUUGAAACUUUAUGUGGAACUGAAUCAAACAAUGCUUAUUUUUCAUGUCUCUCUCUCUCUCUCUCUCUCUCUCUUUUUUCCUCUUAAGGUUCUUGGAGGGCAAGUUCUUGAAGAUUUCAGUUAUGUUAAGUCUCAUUUAAUUUGCUUCAACUUGCUUUGGCAGGUGAUAGAUAUAGCUUGUUAAUUUUUUUGCAUAAUAAGGGAAUUUUUUUUUUAUUAUUAUUCCCACUUUUCAUCUUUUCACUGUCUUGCAUUAUAUGAACUUUUUGAAAUGAUGCUUAACUAGUUCACAUGCUGCCAAACAAAAUAAUAUAUUUUUUUACUUAUUCCUUGAUUUCUUAUUCAAAUUUUGUUUUCUUGUUUGUAGCAUGGAUCUUUCAAGAUAAGAUGGUUCUUCUAUGAAGAGGGUAUUCAUGUCAUUUUUCUGAAGUGAUGUUGUUCUGAAAGAUCCAUUGAAGAACCAAGAGCUUCUAUCUUUUCACAUUAACCAAACUGAUUUUGUCAAUGGAGAAUGAUUUCUACAGUUCUUCACUGAACAUGGAGCAUCAUCCUACACCAAAGCCACUUCUUCAGUGCUAUUCAUUUGAUCUUAAUAACCAAAACAACAUCAUAAAUGGAAUUCCAAUGCUUGAUUUAGACCAAGGAGGUGUUGAUGGAGAUACCUUAAAUGCAACCGGAAAUGGCGAAUUUCAUGAGAAUUUAGCCGGAGGAACGCAGCCGAACGGCGCGCUGGCUUCUCCGCUGACAACCAUUCUUGCUGCUAGAAUUGGCCUUCAAGAAAAUCUAGAGAAUUCAGCAACUUUGUUGCCUUCAUUUGAGGCACUAGGACAAUAUGUCUUCAAUAAUUGGCAUGAUACUACUUCAAAUUCAAGCCCUUUUCCGGCGACUUUCUAUGGCGAUCGUGGCUACGAUGAAGUCCCUAGUAAUGGUAAGUGGAGCUUUAACAAGUUUCCAAAAGCACCAGAGGUUGAAGGAAGUGGAUUGGUACCUUAUGCAUCCAUAGGGAAUCUUGAUCCUAAUGGAUGGACAUCAUUGAAUGGUGCAAAUUUGGCUAAUCAUGCUUACAAUUCUUCGAGUUAUAGCAACGAGCUAUCGUUGAGUCUUGCUACUUCGCCGGCUGCAGCUCAGUGCUCGGAGAUUAGCUGCUCCGAUGUGAGCUGUGGCAUGAAUGAAACAAGGACAGGAUUGGAGAAAGGUUCUUGCAGCAGUAGGGAACUGUCUAUGAGUUUAGGUUCUGAAAAACAUGUCCGGUUUUCGCCGGUGAUACUUGGAUCAAAGUACCUUGUAGGAAUUCAAGAGGUACUGGCUCAAAUUGCAGCAUAUUCGAUUGAGAAUGUAGAAGAGGUGAAUUAUUUAGGUGCUGGUGAUAGAGCUGGAGGAAAUAAAUCAACAUCAGGUUUUGCGCAAAAGACUACAGCAGCAACAAAUUCAAAUGCAAAUUCUUCUAUGUUUGAAGCUCAUGCAGAGUCUCCAUUGCAAAGACAUGCAGCUGAAUCAAACAAAUCCCAGUUGCUGACACUUUUACAGCUGGUGGACAGCCGAUACAGUCAGUGUUUGGAUGAGAUACACACUGGCCAAACAAUUUCUGUACUAUACAAGGACUUGAGGGAGAGGAUCAGCAAUCAUAUUCUUGCAACAGGGACCAAUUUCGGCGAGUCGUGCUCGGAAGAUAAGGAAUGGUCUGUUGAUACUUCAUUCAUUCAAAAGCAAUGGGCUAUCCAGCAGUUGAAAAGAAAAGAUCAGCUCUGGAGGCCUCAAAGGGGCUUGCCUGAAAAAUCUGUCUCAGUUCUUCGUGCUUGGAUGUUCCAGAACUUCCUCCAUCCGUAUCCUAGAGAUGCAGAAAAGCAUUUACUUGCUGUAAAAAGUGGGUUAACUAGAAGUCAGGUAUCUAACUGGUUCAUAAAUGCUCGUGUCCGGUUAUGGAAACCUAUGAUUGAGGAAAUGUAUGCUGAAAUGAAUAGAAGAAAAGCUUGUCGAAUCGAAGAAGGGAUGGAGGAUGGCCAUAGAAGCAGGCUAAGCAUGAACAAUCAUUACUUUAAUAUGAAUUGAAGUUGAAGAACAAUGUGAUCAACAAAAACUUUUGAUUUUAUUUAGUGGAUGAUUCGCCACCAGUUUGGUAUAUUAUUACAUAAUGAGAUAUAGUUGUUCUAAAAAAUGUGCUUUCAUAUAAUCCAUGUCAAAUGUUAAUACUGGUUUUUUAACUCUUCAUGCACUUAUGAUUGAUGCAAAAAAAAUGACUUUAAGCAAAUAGUAUGACGUGGAAAAUGAAUAUCUUUUCAAGUUAUUUUCAUUCUAAACUUUUUAAUCAUUAAAGAACAUACAUCAUAUUAAAAUUCCAAUAAAUGUUCAUACCUUCAAUUAAGAAAGACGCUAUUCUAUUUCAACAUGAUGAAAUUACUUAAGAAACAAGACAUUUGCAUGAAGUAACAAUUUGCCCUCCAUGUUUGCUUUACAAUCAUAACCACAACAUCCUUUUGUUUCUCUUUUUGGUAAUCCAAAAACGACAAUUCCGAAGCUUUAUCUACCAUUCAGGCUU